This is a messenger RNA of Girardinichthys multiradiatus, 1458 nucleotides long. It is a transcript of the gene atg3, whose product is annotated as autophagy related 3. Gene Ontology annotation, cellular component: cytoplasmic ubiquitin ligase complex; cytosol. Gene Ontology annotation, molecular function: Atg8-family ligase activity. The transcript has 12 exons. NCBI's taxonomy places the organism in Eukaryota, Metazoa, Chordata, Actinopteri, Cyprinodontiformes, Goodeidae. The record is from RefSeq and is a predicted model, not a curated record. Gene Ontology annotation, biological process: nucleophagy; autophagy of mitochondrion; autophagosome assembly. Bases 127 to 1068 code for a protein of 313 amino acids.
GUGUCAGGACGUGUCACGUGAACGUUCCUCUUGGCAGCCCGCUUGAGUAGCUAUGUGAAAAUAACAGUAUAUUUGUGAGGAGGGGUUCCGAACAAGCUCGUUUCGCUGUUGAAGAACUGAUCCAGGAUGCAGAACGUUAUAAACACGGUGAAGGGAACAGCUCUGGGAGUGGCCGAGUUCCUCACUCCUGUGUUGAAGGAAUCUAAGUUUAAAGAGACUGGAGUCAUUACCCCUGAGGAGUUUGUGGCAGCUGGAGAUCACCUGGUUCAUCACUGUCCGACAUGGAAGUGGGCCUCUGGAGAAGAAUCUAAGGUGAAGCCGUAUUUGCCACAAGACAAACAGUUUCUCUUGACCCGUAAUGUUCCAUGUUACAAGCGCUGUAAACAGAUGGAGUAUUCUGAUGAGCUGGAAGCCAUCAUAGAGGAGGAUGAUGGAGACGGUGGCUGGGUGGACACCUACCACAACUCAGGUGUGUUAGGGGUCACAGAUGCUGUACGAGACAUUUCUUUGGACAACAAUAAGGACAAGAACAUGAAUGCCACGUCUGCACCGUGCUGUGAUGACGAUGAAGAGGAGGAUGAAGAUGGAGAAGCAGCAGAUAUGGAAGAAUAUGAGGAAAGCGGCUUGUUGGAAACAGAUGAGGCCACCCUGGACACCAGUAAAAUGGUGGAAACCAAAGCAGAACCUGGCAGUGAGGAUGCCAUCCUCCAGACCAGAACAUAUGACCUGUACAUCACCUAUGAUAAAUACUACCAGACGCCUCGACUCUGGCUCUUUGGAUAUGAUGAAGACAGGCAGCCGCUGACUGUUGAGCAGAUGUAUGAGGACAUCAGCCAGGACCAUGUGAAGAAGACGGUCACCAUUGAGAACCACCCCCACCUGCCUCCACCCGCCAUGUGCUCUGUUCACCCGUGCAGACAUGCUGAGGUGAUGAAAAAGAUCAUCGAGACGGUGGCUGAAGGUGGAGGAGAGCUGGGAGUUCAUAUGUAUCUUCUGAUUUUCCUCAAGUUUGUCCAGGCUGUCAUUCCCACAAUAGAAUAUGACUACACACGGCAUUUCACAAUGUAGUUUCAUCUGUGCCGAAGUACUUCAGCUAACACCGCAUAUCUGGUCUGCUCGGUCUCAAUACAACUAUAGAACUGGUUUAUGUUACUUGGAUGCUUUGUGGAUAUAGGAGUAUUAAGCCACGUGAUUAAUCUUUUCUUGUAUAAUUUGCUUGUUUUCGGUGAAACCCCAAGAGUUCGUAUGAUGAAAGGUAGCAUCUGUAUGAUCCUGUACAGAUGCUAUAGAUGGUUUCUAUUAAAUGUACAACUUGUGAAACUCAGACCAUCUUUCACCGAGUGAUAUUUUGACACACAACUGCUGCAUUUUGACAACUUAAACUUAUCAUUCCUCACUGCUUCAGAUGUACACAUUAGGCUCUAAGAAAUAAAGGAAUAAAUUCAGAUGAAUAAAUCA